UUGUUUGACAGCCUCCCGUACCUAAAGUCCUGUACAAGGAUGUAUGAUGUUUUAUCAGUUCCAUUUGGGACUUGGGUUGGAGGUGACAGCUCUAUUCUUCGCUUCAAAUGGUCUGAACCAAAUUGUACCAAAUGUGAAGCAGAUGGCAAGAGGUGUAGAUUGAACAGGAAUGGCAUCAAAAGUGAAGUUUGAAUGUAUUCACUUGAGGAAAGCAAGCAAAACAAUGGAAUUCGUGGCAACGGGUGCAACGCUGGGUUCAUCCCUUCUUUUAGUACUGGUCAUUGCAGUGUAUCGUGUCUAUAGCGCUGAUCAAAAGGAAAAAGAGAAUCAACUGAAAAUCGAAAGGUUUUUACAGGAUUACAAAGCUCUCAAGCCAAGCAGAUAUUCAUACGCAGAUAUUAAGAGGAUCACAAAUCAAUUCAAGGACAAGUUGGGCCAAGGAGCCUAUGGAACUGUAUUUAAAGGAAAGCUUUCUUCUGAAUUCUUUGUUGCUGUGAAAGUACUUAACAAUUCUAAGGGAAAUGGGGAAGAGUUCGUAAACGAAGUGGGAAUGAUGGGCCAUAUCCACCACGUCAACGUAGUUCGCUUGGUUGGCUUUUGUGCUGAUGGAUUUAGACGAGCUCUUGUUUAUGAGUUCUUCCCCAAUGGUUCGCUGCAGGAUUUCAUUUCAUCAGCGGAUAGUAAGAACAGUUUCCUUGGUUGGGAAAAGUUGCAUGAUAUUGCAGUAGGCAUAGCCAAAGGAAUUGAAUAUCUUCACCAGGGAUGUGAUCAACGAAUCCUCCAUUUUGAUAUCAAACCCCAUAAUGUUUUGCUAGACCACAACUUCACUCCAAAAAUUUCUGAUUUUGGUUUGGCCAAAUUAUCUUCCAAGGAUCAAAGUAUAGUGUCAAUGACUACCGCUAGAGGCACCUUGGGAUACAUUGCACCUGAAGUGUUCUCUAGGAAUUUUGGAAAUGUGUCUUACAAGUCAGAUGUCUAUAGUUUUGGAAUGUUGUUGCUAGAGAUGGUAGGAGGAAGGAAGAAUAUUGGUUCAAGCACAAAGAACACAAAUGAAAUUUACUACCCAGAAUGGAUCUAUAAUCUUCUAGAAGGAGGAGAUGACCUACGAAUCCAUAUUGGAGAUGACGGAGACGGUAAAAUCCCGAAGACACUUGCAAUUGUAGGGCUCUGGUGCAUCCAGUGGCACCCGGUGGAUCGUCCGUCUAUGCAAAUAGUGGUUCAUAUGUUAGGAGGAGGAGUUAACUUGGCCAUGCCUCCUAAUCCUUUUGUCUCUGCGGGUCCUACAACAACGCAUGCAAGCAUCCCAGCAAGACGCCUAGAGUUAGAAGCGAUUCCGGAAUUAGAGUAAAAUGUAUAUGUAUACGUAUCAAUGUAAGUAACAUUAAGGCCGCCUAAUAUUAACUACAUAUGUUCUCGAACUUGUUGAAUAUGUAA
Messenger RNA from Prunus dulcis (almond), 1434 nucleotides. Its product is annotated as rust resistance kinase Lr10-like. The coding region runs from base 170 to 1348 and encodes 392 amino acids. The transcript has 3 exons. Gene Ontology annotation, molecular function: ATP binding; protein kinase activity. The record is from RefSeq and is a predicted model, not a curated record. Lineage: Eukaryota; Viridiplantae; Streptophyta; Magnoliopsida; Rosales; Rosaceae. Gene Ontology annotation, biological process: protein phosphorylation.